Messenger RNA from Mesocricetus auratus (golden hamster), 939 nucleotides. RefSeq names its product olfactory receptor 1468-like. Gene Ontology annotation, molecular function: G protein-coupled receptor activity; olfactory receptor activity. NCBI's taxonomy places the organism in Eukaryota, Metazoa, Chordata, Mammalia, Rodentia, Cricetidae. The record is from RefSeq and is a predicted model, not a curated record. Gene Ontology annotation, biological process: G protein-coupled receptor signaling pathway. Bases 1 to 939 code for a protein of 312 amino acids. Gene Ontology annotation, cellular component: membrane. The transcript has a single exon.
AUGGUAAUGAACAACCAAACUGUCGUCUCCCAGUUUCUCCUCCUGGGCCUGCACAUCCCACCAGAUCACCAGCACCUGUUCUAUGUCCUGUUCCUGGUCAUGUACCUCACUACCGUCUUGGGAAAUCUCCUUAUCAUCAUCCUCAUUCUACUGGACUCCCAUCUCCACACACCCAUGUACUUGUUUCUCAGCAACUUGUCCUUCUCUGACCUCUGCUUCUCCUCUGUCACAAUGCCCAAAUUGUUAGACAGCAUGCAGAGACAUGACCCAUCCAUCCCCUAUGCAGGCUGCCUGACACAAAUGUACUUUUUAAUGGUUUUUGGAGAUAUGGAGAGUUUCCUUCUUGUGAUCAUGGCCUAUGACCGCUAUGUGGCCAUCUGUUACCCACUUCAUUACACAAGUAUAAUGAACCCCAGGCUCUGUGUAUAUCUGGUAGUGCUGUCCUGGGCACUUACUGUACUGUAUUCCAUGUUACACACCUUACUCCUUGCAAGAUUGUCAUUCUGUGAGGACAAUGUGGUCCCCCAGUUUUUCUGUGACAUAUCUGCCCUGCUCAAGUUGGCAUGCUCUGACAUUUAUAUUAAUGAACUAAUGAUAUUUAUCUUGGGAGGACUUGUUAUUGUCAUCCCAUUCUUUCUCAUUGUUGUUUCCUAUGUACAAAUUGUCUCCUCCAUCCUAAGGGUUUCUUCUGCUCAGGUUGUCUACAAGGUCUUCUCCACUUGUGGCUCCCACCUGUCUGUGGUCUCCCUGUUCUAUGGGACAAUUAUUGGUCUCUACCUAUGUCCAUCAACUAAUAACUCUACUGUGAAGGAGACUGUCAUGGCCAUGAUGUAUACAGUGGUGACUCCCAUGCUGAAUCCCUUCAUCUAUAGCUUGAGGAACAGAGAUAUGAAAGAAGCCCUGAUAAGUGUUCUUUGCAAGAAAAAAAUGUCCUUAUAG